AAUUGUGCGCAGCAUAUGCAAGAACGACGCAGAGCAGUUAUUCAAUACAACAUAAGGAGCACAAUCGCAUUCAAAGCAGUACUGCGUGCUCACUCAUUACGAGCUAUUUGGAAUAAAAAGCGCGCACAACUUAUUGGAUUUAUUGAACUAAAACAUACAAUGAAGGCGAAGUGUUCGUGUCAUCAAGCUCUCUUCUUAAUCGCGUUGAUUGAAGUAAUAUUGCUUCCUGAUCUGACAUUAAGUACUUCGUCAAAAACUAAGAAGACUGCCAAAAAGCGUAAAGCAGAAGAUUGUGUUUUAAUAAAAGAAAAAACGAAAAAUAAAUGGGCAAUUGAAUGCCCAAAACAAACGAGAAAAAAGCAAUGUUCAUGCCGGGGUCGCAGGGGUUCUAGAGGAGCAAGAGGAAGACAGGGACCUGCAGGACCACCUGGACAGGCAGGUACAGACGGACGCGAUGGUAGACCAGGUAUACGUGGACUUUCAGGAAUGACUGGACCAAUUGGACUACGAGGAAUAAAAGGGAGUAAUGGACUUACUGGACCACCAGGACCACCAGGGCUAGCAGGACGUGAUGGUCAGCCUGGACCUCCAGGACCACCGGGAAUAUCAGGAACAUGUAACAGACAAAACACAACAGUGACACCUUUGAAACUCAUAAGGACUUCCUGCCUACCUGGUGCACCAGGCCCACAAGGUGAGCCUGGUAUUACAGGACAAGCUGGUCCUAUUGGACCAACAGGUCUACCAGGUGACAGGGGUAUGGAUGGAAAUCCUGGAGUAAAGGGAUCCAAAGGAUAAAGGACUACCAGGGUCACCAGGAAAGAUUACAAGUCCAAGGUGUAUUGUACAUUUUACACAAUGGUUUGACGAGACAAAGUGGAAAAGUCUUACACCAGAAAUUGGUUGUAAAGGAAGUUCUUUCUUACAAAAAUUUGCACUUCAGCGAACUAGUCCAAGUAUGCGUUAUAAAUACACUUGCUGUCACUUCAUAUAAACAUAAAAUUACGUUUUAACCAGUAAUGUUGUUUAAGAAUGUGGCUGUUGUGUCAACUCAAACAUUUAUAAGUUAUACUUAGCAAACAUGAGUACAUUAAAACUGCACUAGUUGACAGUUAUAUUCAUGUGAGAACUCAAUGUACUCUUUUAUAAUGGAUGAUAUCCAUCAUAAGAACAAAUAAGUUUAUAAGAUACAUAUGAAGAGAAUGUAUUUCCAUGACUUAUCAAGGGUUUUCAAAGAAAUAUUUAUGACGAAUAUAUAAAAUGAGUUUUUGUGCUAAGCCCAUAAAAAUUGUGGAAUAUCACCAUCUGUUAUAUUUUUGCUGUUGUUUACUUAAUAACAAAUUAUAAAAAAGCACAUGAUA
Molecule: messenger RNA, 1361 nt
Organism: Xenia sp. Carnegie-2017
Lineage: Eukaryota; Metazoa; Cnidaria; Anthozoa; Malacalcyonacea; Xeniidae
Product: collagen alpha-2(VIII) chain-like
Exons: 6
Coding region: 16-798 (260 amino acids)
Source: RefSeq, a predicted model, not a curated record